AUAAAAAUCAUAAAAAAGCAAAACCCAAAAACAAAGAAAAGGCUAUAAAAAACCAUAUACCAACCAACAAAACCACAUUUCUUCCCAAUCCUUCCACCUUCAUUCCCUCCCCUCCUCCCAUUCCAUUGAAACUAAAAUGGAACCAGCUCCACCACCAUUGGAGCUAGACCUUGACAAUCUUAAAGCACUCAAAAUCCUAGGAAAAGGUGCCAUGGGCACCGUCUUCCUCGUCCACAACCCCACCACCACAACAACCACCACAAACACCACCCUCUUUGCCCUAAAAGUCGUUGACAAAACCUCCAUCCACGCCAAACUUGACGCCGAACGCCGCGCCCGAUGGGAAAUCCAAGUCCUCUCCACCCUCUCCCACCCUUUCCUCCCUUCAAUCCUUGGUACAUAUGAAUCCCCACAGUUUCUUGCAUGGGCCCUGCCUUAUUGUCCCGGUGGUGACCUCAAUGUCCUCCGUUACCGUCAAAACGACCGUGUUUUCUCUCCGUCCGUUGUCCGGUUCUACCUAGCUGAAAUCCUCUGCGCUCUCGACCACCUUCAUUCCAUGGGCAUUGUUUACCGUGACCUAAAACCAGAAAAUGUUCUAAUACAACAUUCCGGCCACGUCACGUUAACCGAUUUCGACCUCUCACGUAAACUUAACCCAAGAACUUUUAAAACCGUUGUUGCAACACCACCACCACCUUUACCAGAUUCAAAGUUUCCAGAAUCUUCGCGAAAACAUCGUCGAAAUUUCUCUCGUUGGAUACCUCUUCUUCCAACUGAAUCUUCUCAUAAUCAUAAUCGGCUGCAUGCUUUGAAUUUGAAGAAGGCUAAGUCAGCACGGGUUAGUCCGGUGAGCCGACGUAAAUUGAGUUUCUCAAAUGGCGAACGGUCUAACUCAUUCGUCGGAACGGAGGAAUAUGUUUCACCGGAGGUUGUUCGCGGUGACGGACACGAGUUUGCCGUUGAUUGGUGGGCAUUAGGGAUACUUACAUACGAAAUGCUUUAUGGUACAACACCGUUUAAGGGGAAGAAUAGGAAAGAAACGUUUAAAAAUGUUCUGAUGAAGUCGCCGGAGUUCGUCGGAAAAAGGACGGAGUUGACGGAUUUGAUAGAGAAAUUGUUGGAGAAGGAUCCUAAGAAGAGAUUAGGUUAUUCACGUGGUGCUGUUGAGAUUAAAGAGCAUGCAUUUUUCAGAGGAGUACGUUGGGAAAUAUUGACGGAGGUGAUUCGGCCGCCGUUUCUUCCGGCGAGAUAUGAUGAUGCCGGGGAAUUUUCGUCGGAGAAGUUAUCAAAUGGGACUGGUGGUGUGGAUAUUAAGGACUAUUUUCAGCGGAUGAAUUCGCCGUCAUUGCCGCCGUCGCCGUCUUGUAAGUUGAGAAAAAAUGUUUCCUUAAAGGAAUUCUAAUGCACGUGCUGGUCGUUGAUUGCACGUGCACGAGUUAGUUAUUUUUUUUUUUUUUUAGCAUUAAUGUAAUUUACAUGGACAUAGAAUAAUGGGAGAUCGUAAUUAAAGAACGGGAAUAGCAUAAUUAGUUGAAUUAGUUUGUUGCUUUUGGUUUGAUAAUGGCAUAUUUAGUUGGUUUAA
This is a messenger RNA of Medicago truncatula (barrel medic), 1582 nucleotides long. Its product is annotated as serine/threonine-protein kinase UCN. Gene Ontology annotation, molecular function: ATP binding; protein kinase activity. The coding region runs from base 137 to 1402 and encodes 421 amino acids. Gene Ontology annotation, biological process: protein phosphorylation. The transcript has a single exon. The record is from RefSeq and is a predicted model, not a curated record. NCBI's taxonomy places the organism in Eukaryota, Viridiplantae, Streptophyta, Magnoliopsida, Fabales, Fabaceae.